Messenger RNA from Adineta ricciae, 492 nucleotides. Lineage: Eukaryota; Metazoa; Rotifera; Eurotatoria; Adinetida; Adinetidae. The record is from the annotation of a GenBank genome assembly.
AUGUUGUUACUAAUCACGGUUUUUCUUCAUUUUAUCAAAUACGCAUCGACACUAACCGAGUGUCAAUCAAGAGCUUCAAUUUGGACGUAUUAUCCUUGUUCGUUUAUUGUUUCGUCGACGUCUUCGUGUACACAAGCAUCAGUUAGUUUAGCAAUAAAUGAAUGUUUAAAUCAGAACUUGACAUUUUUCUGGCAUUUUCCAUUUGGCAAUCUGACAAUCACAUUGGAAUCAGAGAACAAUCAAGCCUUUUUCUUGCGUUUAUCCAAAAUACCCUUGCCAAAGCGAAAAUUAAUAAAAAAUAUUUAUUAUGUCAACACGUACAAGACCAAUAGUGAAAGACCAAUCUUGAACAAUGAUCAAACAGAAGAUGUUAUCAUUCCUUCCAAUCGUUAUUACCAAUCGUCGAUCAAAUUCGAGACAGUCAAUGAAAUCAUUUUCGAUUAUGGAACAUUUAUACAAAUGACGGUUUGGAUGAAUGGUGAUACAAAUUGA